Messenger RNA from Branchiostoma belcheri (Belcher's lancelet), 5588 nucleotides. RefSeq lists its product as uncharacterized. The record is from RefSeq and is a predicted model, not a curated record. Gene Ontology annotation, cellular component: plasma membrane. The transcript is spliced from 28 exons. Gene Ontology annotation, biological process: homophilic cell-cell adhesion. Gene Ontology annotation, molecular function: calcium ion binding. NCBI's taxonomy places the organism in Eukaryota, Metazoa, Chordata, Leptocardii, Amphioxiformes, Branchiostomatidae. Bases 1 to 5472 code for a protein of 1823 amino acids.
AUGCCGGCCACGCGGUCUCAGCGCCGCUCAGGAGGGGGUGCCGCGGAUGACCCGCCACCCGCUGUCACCACCGUCUCCAGGAAGCAGCCGAAAAAGCCAAAGAAGCCGACCGCUGCCGGCCAGAUUAAGGACAUCCAGGCCCAGCUGAGCGCCCUCACGUCGGAUGACCCUGUCUACAAGUGUAUUGGAGCCCGGGCUAUGAAUGAAGGAGAGGGCAGCUACCAUCUGCUGAUGAGAGACAUCCCUGCCAACCUGUCAGUUGGUGAUGUCAUUGUUGGUAACCAUAGCAAUGGGAUAUUGGAGCAGGUUAUCCAACAGACAUCAACACCGCUUGGUGUCUUCAUACAAACUCAGCUGCAGGACUGCUUCACAAAUUUUGACUUCCGUGAGGAACUGAUGAGGAAGGACGGAGUAACCCUUCCUGCUUCCCUGCCGUGUUCGGGCGGACCGGAGGGUGCACACGGGCUGCUCAUCGUGGACUCUGCGGGAAUAGAAGUAGACCUGGAGACUGGCGAGGUGGUGGUGGGGAGAAGGAGUGGCAGGCUGUUGGCAAGGGUUCUGAACAUCACCCCAGUGGAUGAGUACACAUUAGUAGAGGUGGAGCCAAUCCUGAGCAGGUCCACCGUCACGCCGUCAAGAAGAAAACGACGGGAGGAUGUUACAGCUUCUCCAGCCAAGCAUUCAAUAAACAUCGUCAUCGACGACCAAUUCUCGGACUCCACCGAUAGUUACAAUAUUGAACUAUCUACAAGUGGGCGGCUCUCAUCUGAUAUCAAGCUCUCGCUUGCAGUUUCGACGUCAGAGUUUAAAACACCCACGCUUAAAAAGGUCGGAGCUUUCUUCAUCGGUGGAAAACUACAUGUGGGAAUGGAAGGUUCUUUAGACGUUUUGAAGAGGACGUGGACCAAGGGCAGUUUCCGGACGGAGCUGGCUCCCAUCUAUGUGUCCCUGUGUGUAGGCACACAACUGAGCAUACCGGCCAAAAUAUGGGCACACAUCGACACAGAGUAUAAUAUCUCUGCUGAGGGUCCAGGCAGUAUACAGAUGUCCUCCACCGUGACCAAACCUGACAUUGACGGCGGAGGUAGCUGGCAACCUCAAGAAGGAAGUCAAAUGUUCGAGUUUGACCAGAAUGAAGAAUCCGGCAGUGCAAAAAUUGGGAUAUCGCCCUACUCGGGAACAGCAGCUGAAAGUGAUCAUCGCAUCAUGCUGGAGCUAAAAGUCAAACCAAGAUUUUUCAUCGAGUUUCCCACAUCUGGAGAAAAUGAAGUCAAUGAUUGGACGAGCCCUCUAGGUACGCAAUUUUUUAAACAUGUUAUGGCGCAGGACACUUUUGGAUACACUAUCACCACCUCCAUUCAGUCACAAGCGCUCCUGCGUGUAUCAGCCCUGUCCUGUUCUACUGAGUGCCCGUAUUCAGACAGACCACAGUACGUCGUCGUCGUGUCAUCGUUGGACUAUCUUAAAGGAGCGUUGAAGGUUACAGUUGGAAACGACGAGUAUUAUCAGGAACAACUAUGGAGACAUGAGGAGUGGAUGGAGUCUGACAGCUGUCCUGACUGUGAGAAUGACGAGGAACCCGAGUGGCAAGACUGUGUCUGUAAGUGUCCACAGAAGACAGAGUGCGGGAUCCCACCUACAUGUGUGGUGGGGAGGAUGGGACCAGAUUGUAGACAGCCAGACUGCAGGCCAUGCCAAGGCUGCUCCGGAAACGGACGUUGCAUCACAUCAACACACAGCUGUCAGUCAUCCUGUGUGUGCUCGCGUCAGUGGUUCGGUGACUGUUGUGAGCUGCGCCGUCCUCGUCCUAUUGGAGGGGACCCUCAUCUCCAGACACUGGACGGAAAACCAUACGACUACCAUGGUAUCGGUGAGUUCUGGGACUGCAAGAGCGUCCCCAAUGACUUCGGCGUACAGACCCGGAUGUACGCGUAUAAAGGUGCUUCCCUGAUUGGUGGAGUUGCAGUGAAGGCUGGACACAGUGUUGUCACUCUGAUGACAUUACCAAAUGCAACAGAAAAUCACGUUCCCAACAUAAGGAUUGAUGGUGAACCGCGUCAUCUUUCUGUCGGAGAGAAAUAUCUCCUGAACAAUGGAACGAUACAUCUGCUCGCUCAGCAACCUUCUACAAACGCUACGGAGUCAGGGGCUGUUAUCAUCGUGUCUAUCACAUUUGCAUCAGGUGCAACUGUGUCAUUUGACAUCCGGUAUUCACCAAAGAUGGGCCGACAGUUUGUCAACAUUUUGUUCAGCCCCACUGCCACGUUUAAGGGCAACACGGAGGGACUGUGCGGGCUCAUGGAUGACGAUGAUGACAAUGACUUUACUGGUCCAGACGGUACUGUGUAUAACGACACUUCUGUAUUUGCCGAAACCUGGCGGAUAAAUAAAACCCACUACGGCUCAGGUCUGAUGGGGUCCUGGUCAUGGAACUCUUCUAACUUCCAUCCUGAUGACGUCAAGGAUCCUGCCUAUUCUGACCCGAACCACCGUCCUUCUGUUGGCAUAGAUGGACUGACUCAGGAGCAAAAGGAAAAAGCUGAAGAAAUGUGUAUCGCUCUCGGGCUGACCGGCACACUUCUUAAUGAAUGCGUCUUUGACGUGUCAAUCACUAACGACACAACCUUCACUGAACAGGAGGUUUUCAAAGGUUGUCCAAACCAGUGCUCCGGUAGGGGUCGCUGUGUAAACGGAACCUGUGACUGUAUAACGGGCUGGUCUGGUGAAGACUGUAACGUUGGAAACUGCACAGACUGCUCCGAGGAUCACGGGAAAUGUGAGCUGGGGUUUUGUAUGUGCCUGCCCGGAUGGGAGGGAGCAGCCUGUGAUCAACAAGCGACAUGUUAUGCCGUCAAUAACUGCACCAGCAUGCGUCACGGGAUCUGCAUAACCACAGAUGUCUGCAGAUGUGAGCCGGGCUACAUCGGUGCUGAUUGCAGUGUGGUCCCCACGUGCGGAAGUGUUGCUAACUGCACAAACCACGGAGUGUGUGUGGACUACGACAACUGUUUGUGUGAUGAACAGUGGACAGGUGACACGUGUGACCAGUUCUCAUGUGCAGCGUUGGAUUUCUGCUCUGGGCACGGAAGCUGUGUGGACAUAGACGUCUGCCACUGUGAGCAGGGCUGGACCGGCAGCUCCUGUGUCACACCGGACUGUCCUGAAGUUAACCAGUGUUCCCGCCAAGGAGACUGUGUUGGUCCGAACAUCUGCCAGUGUUACAGCGGGUAUCAAGGUCUGGACUGCAGUGAAGCCCAGAGUUGUCCUGAAUUGCAAGAAUGCAGCGGAAACGGGGUUUGCGUCAACAGUUCUGAAUGUCAAAGGGAAUGCAACUGCUUCCCUGGGUUCAGCGGCGCAAGUUGUGAUCACCCAGACUGUACUGAACAGAAUAACUGUACUAACCACGGCAGCUGCAUAGAGCCUAACCUGUGUCAGUGUGACAGUGGGUACACCGGGAACGACUGUGCCAACUUCUCUUGUGAAGCAUUGCAGUAUUGUUCUGCCCAUGGAAGCUGUGUGAGGUUUGACACAUGUAGCUGUGAUUCUGGCUGGUCAGGUGGUUCUUGCAACAUUGCCAUCUGCAGCAACAAAAGUGACUGCUCCGGCCAAGGCACUUGUGUCGCCCCAAACACGUGCGCAUGCUUCCCUGGGUUCCAAGGAGAGAACUGCAGUGAAGAGAACCUACCCAAUGAGCAUCCACCAGUCUUCCAGAAGCACAGAUAUGAUGCCGCAAUUCCAGAAAACCAGCCCGUUGGCUCACCAAUUCUUACAGUUUUUGCGAACGAUACUGACAGUGGACGUAACGGUGAGGUCAGGUUUAGGCUUGCCCAAACAGGUUUGAACAGUGAAAGUUUUGCAGUACAUCCUACUUCAGGGAUCAUAACUUCAGUUGUUGAGUUUGACUUCGAAUCGUUGGAGCACGCGUCGUUCAGUCUCACUGUUGAAGCAUUUGAUCAAGGAGUGCCGACACUUACGGGAACAGCCACGGUAAAUAUAAACAUAACGGACCAGAAUGACAACAAACCUGUCAUCAGCAUCCCCCCUGAAACCGAGUACAAUCUUCAAUCCAUAUCCCCUAUCGGCUUUCACGUGACUACUGUACAGGCGUCUGAUGCUGACAGGUCCGAUGAUAACUCCAGAAUCACGUACGGAAUCACAAGUGUCAGUCCCUUUGUUUCCAUUGAUGCCACAAACGGUAGUGUAACCGUUAGCAGUGCCUUGGAAAGUGGAACGUACGUAUUAAGGGUCAGGGCGUCAGAUCACGGUUUACCACCGAAAACAGACGAAGUCACUCUCCGUAUGAUCGUGACCAAAGUAAGCACAAACACAGCUCCGAAGUGUCCGGAAGAUGAUAGUAUUGAGGUUACUUCUGGCAACCUUACAACAGGGACGACAGUCGCGACCAUUAAAGCAAAAGAUGCCGACAACAGUCCAAACGGUGACGUUUCCUACAGUUUUAAGUCCCUAACAGGAGAACUGGCAAGUCUGUUCGGCAUUGACCCGUCCACUGGUCGUAUUUACGUUGCGGCUGAAGUACCACAGAUUAACAACACUUUCUCAGCGGUUUCAAUGAUAGUUGAGGCCAGAGACAAGGCUGUAGAUUCAUUGUCCUGUGAAACAAAAGUCGUUGUAAUAAUAAGUAAUGAUAACCGGAUUUCAACUGAAAAAGCAUCUACAACUAAAGUGGGUGAAAGCACGAUCCGUUUGGUCAGGUCUACCGCCGAGUUUACAACAGGCCCAGGCAUUACAACACGGGAAUCAGGUGGUUCUACAGCUCACCCAACAACAGAAAUGGCGACAACAACCAAAGAGUAUGAAAAAGGCACUACACAGACAGCAACGACAGAAGUACCCAUGUCAGUGGAAACACGUUUGUUCAGAGGCGUCAUAAAGAUCAAGAAUCGGGAGUGGAAGGAUGAACUGGAGGAUCAAACAUCUGAUGAGUUCAAGAAUUUGGCUGCAGAGGUCCAGGAAGAGCUGGAUAAUGUGUACAGGAACAGCGACCUUAGGGGCACAUAUCACUCUGUGGAGGUUACGGGCUUUUCUCGCGGAAGUGUUAGAGUGGACUUCAUGGUUCGCUUCAACUCACCCACGGCCACACCUAUUGCUAGUGAUGAUGUCCUAGCUGUGUUGGAAGGAAAGACAAACAUUGGUGGUCUGCAAAUAGACCACACUGUCACCAGCAUCUCAGAGGUGACCGGAGAGGGAGAAAGUUAUGUGUGGUACAACAACCCUAUAAACAUCUUAGCCCUCUGUGUUGGUGCUGCCGUCAUUUUCACAAUUCUGGUAAUACUGGUGAUUUGGCGUGCUAAAAAGAGUCGUCGCAAGAUGGAUAUAGCCAGUCACAAUCAAUGGCCUUCCCAAAAUGCACAGCGCCUACUCCAACAGCGCAUACUGAUUCCACGUGCGAGGCUCUCGCGAGACUCUGCGAGACAGAUGUACCAGAACCCGGUGUACAAUGUCAACGAAUAAUUAGGGAGAUGUAACUACAUGAUCCAAGCGUUCCAAUGAAAAUGGAACCGGAUCUUUUAAAUAACAACUAAUCCGGAAAUCAUUAAUAAUGACAAAGUGUAUGUCAAUAAUUUAGA